Messenger RNA from Symbiodinium sp. CCMP2592, 1389 nucleotides. The record is from the annotation of a GenBank genome assembly. Lineage: Eukaryota; Dinophyceae; Suessiales; Symbiodiniaceae.
AUGGCUGGCAUUCGCUGGCGCGGGGACCAGCCAGAUGGUCUCCGCUUCUGGAAAGCCGAGGAAACUCCGGCAGAGCGACGGGUCACUCUGUCAGUCCUGCCAGCACGCCAGUUUGCGUACAUCCUUGUUUACAUCAUCGUGGCCCAGCUGUUCUUCUAUUUCAUGCAGAAGCCGUGGCACGACUCCUCACUGGAAGGUGCCAGCGGGGCUAAGGGUGUGCAGCUUGCGGGCAAGGGAGUCUUGCUCGUGAACUUCGCUAUUCAAACCGCCGUCGCCUUCGACGUGGACGAAGCCAAGAUUAUCCGCAUAUCGAAGGUCGAUGAGAUCACUUUCCUUUGGAACACCCUGCUGAUGGCCAUAACACUGCUCUACGUCUUGAUCCAAGAGUGUGACAAAGCCGGCAUGAGCCCGACGUUCUUGCCUCCCAGCGAGGCAUACUCCGAAGCAUGGUGGCUGUGGCGGCGAGGCCUGUUCCGAUCUGUCCUGGCAGAGAUCCAAGCUUACGACUCGCUUCUGUCCGUCUUUACUGAGCAGACCAUAAUGCUCUAUGUGCUCGGCGAGGUUGGCAAUGUCAUUGGGCCAGUUGCCUUUUUCUGGCUCGCCCUUCGGGCGGUGUUCAUCCAAAACAUCGGUGGCUCUCCGAAGGCAAGAAUCCAGCAAGUACUGCGCAAGAUGCUGCCGAAGACACGGUCAACCAUGAUGCUGACAGCCAGAGAAGCAGAGAAGGCCCAAAGUUUGGUGCCGCUGCUGUUGUGGAUGGAGUACACCUACGUUGUCAUCUUUCCAGGAAUUGCUCUCACGGCUUGCUAUUUCAUCGAUUACAGCAUGCGAAUUUGGCUUGCCCAGUUGGCAUUCAGCAUUCUUUUCUUCCUGUGGCAGCGCUACGUGAUGCUUUGGCUGUACGGGAAAUCCGAGUUUGACUCCGACGGCACAUACUUCUCCUUCAUUGUCGUGUGGGGCCUGGUGCUAUCGAUGGCUGCUUCUUCCUUUGCCUUUUGGGCAUAUAGGUUGGAUCAAAUCACCGAGCGACCUUUCGCCGUGUUGAUCUUCGUUCUCAUCUUCAUGCUGACUUAUUUUAUCUAUGUUGCCGGCAUCCUUUCGAUCGAGUAUCAUUUUCGGAAAAUGGGAAAGACACUAGACGACGAGAAUGUGUCGGGGAACGAUCCUGGGUAUAUGGCGAUCAUGGAGAAAUCUGGCGUAUCCUGGUGGAAUACCAAUCCGAUUUAUGUGCUGAAGCAUCGCCUGUGCCCCGAUUUGGCUGGAUUCGAAGUGCAUGAGGAAUCGAGGAACUGCUGGCCUCUAUGGUCGGACGAGGGCUUCUUCGAGAAGGGCAAGGAGUUCCGACACCGGCAAAGUGCUGGCGACCAACAGUUAGAUUCUGGUGAUUAA